ACUCUCCACAUAUACAAUCUGAAAUGAUGAUUUAAUUUUAAUCAUAAAAAAUUUAAUUUUUUUUCUGUUAAUUUUGGCUUUAAUUUUUAAUUCUAUCUAUAUGGGUGGUUAUUACUGCGAUGUUAACAUUUUUAUCAAUAUCAUUGUAAUGCCAUUUAGGUUGUUAGCUGAAAAAAUUUUACUUCGACUAUUCUAUGGUCCAAGAAAUCGUUAUCAACCAUUAUUAUCGUCAACAGGCGUUGUUUCGAAACAACAACAACAACAACAACAACAAUUCCAGGAUGAAUUGGGAAUAGUUUCGUUACAACGAUUAUCGUUGAUAACAUCAGCCCUACCAAUGUUUGGCUUUAUAUUUUGUAUUUUCUGGUCAUUAAUGUUCAAUUUUGUUGAUUCAACCUCUACACAUUGUGGUGUUGCCGAAUAUUUACCUUCAGUCAGUGCAUCAAUUGGCUCAUUUUCGCCACAAAAAUAUUUAUGGCGUACAACAAUAGCAUUGCAUUCAUCACCACGUUAUAUUGUAUCAUAUAUCUAUUACAGAGCAUUUCAUGAUUCAAAAACAUUAUUGAUGAUCAAUUGGAUUGAAAUCAGUGCAUUACUUGGAUUAAGUGUUGUUUCAUCGACUGAAUUAUUUCUAUUUCAUGCAAAUUGUUUUUUACUAUUCAUAUCGACAUCAUUUUUGGGAAUGUUAAUCCAUUUAUUACAAGAUAAAUUGUGGUCAAAAUUUAAAAUGAAAAUCUUCUUCACCAAUACAUUUGCAUGGAUUUUUGCUCUAUUUUUCUAUGUACGACAUAAUAAUUAUUGUGAAACUGGUGUAUAUUCAUUAUUUGCCGCUUCAGAAUAUGUAUUUGUAUUGACAAAUAUUUUAUUUCAUUUUCAAGCUUAUUAUGAUUUUAAUCAAACAAAAUUAUCAUUAUGUAAAAUUUAUGUCAAUUCAAAAUUUUCUGUUUGA
Molecule: messenger RNA, 949 nt
Organism: Dermatophagoides farinae (American house dust mite)
Lineage: Eukaryota; Metazoa; Arthropoda; Arachnida; Sarcoptiformes; Pyroglyphidae
Product: acyltransferase PGAP2
Biological process (GO): GPI anchor biosynthetic process
Cellular component (GO): endoplasmic reticulum membrane; Golgi membrane
Source: RefSeq, a predicted model, not a curated record